This is a messenger RNA of Zymoseptoria tritici IPO323, 582 nucleotides long. RefSeq lists its product as uncharacterized. Lineage: Eukaryota; Fungi; Ascomycota; Dothideomycetes; Mycosphaerellales; Mycosphaerellaceae. The annotation marks the transcript as partial. The transcript has a single exon. The record is from RefSeq and is a predicted model, not a curated record.
UCGACCAUGGACGACAAUCCAAAAGAAAUCGUCAGACAAGCCUACGACGACCUCGCCGACUGGUACCUCUCCUGGGUUCUCACCCAACCCUCGCCUCGGGAAACAUAUGCGAGAAAAGUCCUAUCGAACAGCUUGACCUCUCUGGCGCAAAAUGAUACACCACCUCACAUCCUCGAACUCGGCUGCGGUCCCGGCGUACCCAUCACCCGCCUCCUGCUGGACGCCGGCGCGCACGUAACAGCGAACGACAUCUCCCCUCGCCAAAUCCAAAUGGCCAAAACCCGAUGUCCAACCGCGACGUUCCACCUCGGCGACAUGACCGCUCUCUCCUUCCCGGCGGAGACCUUCUCCGGCGUGACGUGCUUCUACACCCUCUUCCACCUCCCGCGCGAGGAGCAAAAAGUCAUGCUCGUGCGGAUACGGGAGUGGUUGAAGCCUGGCGGAUUGUUUGUGUUUAAUCUCGCGGCGGAGAUCGACGAGGAGGAGAUUUAUGGGGAGAUGAUGGGGCAUGGCAUGUUUUGGAGUAGUUUUGGGGUGGAGGGGAGUCAGACGAUGGUGAGGGAGGCGGGAUUGGAGGUUGUG